CUGAUCUGUCCGUCUCCACUGACUGAACUAUUGACUGCUCCGCUUGGCCUAUCAACUUCGGGGUGGAUCCUGCCGCCGCCAAACCGCCAAACGUGACGUGACUCGCAGCCCGGAGAACAGAGAACACCCCCAUCAUCUGUCCUACCUUUCUGCACCGCAAGAGGGAUCAUCCCUCUUUGCAACUUUAACUUAGAACGGAGGACUCAAAGUGAAUGCGACGCGUGUAUUGAGCGUCUUGUAAGGACUGGGUACCCUGCAAACCCACCACAGUUACCCGUUGUUCCUUCACCUCAGGCCCAUAUCCGCCGCCCUCGGUACUGAUGGAGGAAGACACCGUAUCUGACUCGCUAUCCAGGCCGGAUUUGCGGCUACAAGCGACUAACUUCGCUGAAUAUACGGCUCCGUCUCUGUCACCUGCCUUCAAGCUGGAUGAGGGCUACUCGGAUGACACCCGGAGCCAGUCAGACAAGGAUCUAGUAUCGGACAAUGUCAUGUCGCUUCCAGAAUGGGUUCUAGCCCAGAGUGAGGCUGACCGCGCUGAAUUCGCGUACAGCUUGCUUCGAUCUCUCUCAACGACGACUCUUGCCGGCGUAGUCGACCGUCUGAACCCCCUUCUCCACAUGGACCCCGUUGUGAAAUUACCACCUGAACUCACCUUCCAAAUAUUCUCGUAUCUCGAACCCCGCACACUCCUGACGGCCUCGCUCGCGUCUCGCUCAUGGCGUAGUCGAAUCCUGGACUCUGGCCUGUGGCGCGUGCUGUACAUUGAUGAGGGCUGGCGAGUAGACGCACGCGCUAUUCGCAACUUCGAGCAAGAGCAUGCUGAAGCAAUGUCACCCCAGACCCGCCGUUCGCGCCCACGACACUCGGAGCCGGACUUGGGUGAGCCAAAGCUUAAGAAGCGUGUACCACCCUCGUGGUAUGACACACGAGGCGCAGACGGCCAGGGACCAUCGAAUGGCAAGGUUGGACCGGAUAACGAGGGCGAUCACCACAUGGCCGAUGCGAGCGAUCGAGGAACACACACCUCGAUCGAGAAAUCAGGACUUGCGUCGCCAAGUCUUGCCCACAACUCAAUCGCGUUCCUCCAGCCUCCCUUGAAAUCGUCGCUACUCACGCGAACGCCGAAUGGGUCUGUCAGGGUGAACUGGGUGCAUCUCUACAAGCAACGCCGGCGUCUUGAAGCUAAUUGGCACCAUGGCCGAUACACUAAUUUCCAACUUCCUCACCCGUCCUACCCGGAGGAUGCGCACCAAGAGUGCGUCUAUGCUAUCCAGUUCCAGGGGAAAUGGCUGGUCAGUGGAAGCCGAGACAGGACUGUUCGGGUAUGGGACCUGGAAACGAAGCGACUCUGGCACCGCCCUCUGCGUGGACAUCUCAAAUCAGUAUUGUGCCUGCAAUUCGACCCAAGCCCUGAAGAAGAUGUCAUUAUUUCUGGCAGUAGCGACAGGAGUGUGAUUCUGUGGAAGUUCUCCACGGGCCAGAAGCUCCAUCAAAUUACAAAUGCCCAUUCUGACUCGGUGCUGAACCUGAAAUUCGAUCAUCGGUACCUCGUGACUUGCUCGAAAGACAGAACCGUCAAAGUAUGGAGUCGACACGAUCUAUUGCCCAAUGACGAGGAUUACCCCCGAAUCUGCAACGGUGGUGGUGCUAGCUACCCAUCGUACAUUAUCGAUCUCAGCGACAUUGCCCCCAACAUGCUUGAAGCCAGCAUUGUCAACGGACACAUCAAGUCUUUAAAGGCAUACUCUCUGCUUAUGACCGUCGAGGGCCAUGGAGCUGCCGUCAAUGCAAUGCAGCUUCACGGCGAUGAGAUUGUGACUGCAUCCGGGGAUCGGAUGAUCAAGGUCUGGAACAUUCGCAACGGCACUUGCUUGAAGACCUUGAUGGGUCAUGAGAAGGGUAUCGCAUGUGUUCAAUUCGAUAGUCGCCGCAUCAUCAGUGGUAGCAACGAUAAUACGUGCAGGCAGGAUUCGGCGAUCCGCCCGGUGCAGACGAGGCUCUACGGAUGGAGGCCCUGGAGGUCGAGACUGCCUUUUGGAGAGCUCGACAAGAGGGUGCACCUGUGCAUCUUGGCCCCAGCGCGUUGCGUCGCGCUGGAUACCAAUCCAACACCGCUGGAUCUAGAGAUCCCCGGGAUAUCCGAGCUCUUGGAGCUAAGAUUCCUCCAGGUGGCGGAGGCAGUCCCUGGGCCCGGAUCGUGUCGGGUUCCUACGAUGAGUCGAUCUUGAUCUGGCACAAGGACCGUGAUGGCGCAUGGACGAUCGGCCACCGGCUGCGACAAGCGGAUGCUGCAGUCAACGCAGCUCGUGGGAACUUGAGCGACGCGGCACGAGCUGCUAUUCAAGCCCAGGUCCGACAGCUUCAAGCGGCUCAAGCCCCUGUAGUUGCGCCUGCGCCUGUAGUCCCGCAACCUGCAACCACCCAGAAUGAUAUCCAUGCUGCCGAUCAAGACACUGUCGAUGACACACCAACGCCACCUGCGACUAUCAACAAUCCGCCACUCUCUUCGGUACCCCAAGAUGGUGCUAAUACUGCUACCGGACCGUCCCCUACGGCACCAGCGACCACUACUGGCACCGCUACCAUCACCCCUGAACCAACACAACCUGCGGUACAAGCCACAGCACCACCUCCAAUGCCACCUCCGGCAGCAGCAGCAGCGAUUCCACACCCAAUCGCUGCUGGACAUCAAUUCCACCACCCUCAUCGAAACCGAGCCCCGCCUCCCACAUCAAGAGUAUUCAAAGUCCAAUUCGACUCACGCAAGAUUGUCUGCGCGAGCGUGGACCCACGAAUUGUCGGAUGGGACUUUGCAUGUGGUGACGAGGAGAUAUUAGAAGCAUGUCAAUUCUUCCGAGGUCUUUGAUUCUUUUUUUAUCUCUCCCGCAUCGUCCUACUUGCCCUUUCGCUCCGUCCUUUUUACCCCCAUCCCACCACAAACCUAUCUAAUAUGGAUAAUUCAUCCCACUUCCACGCUCCCCAUGAAGCCGGUGCAGCAGCCUGCACCGAACAACUCACCGAGCCUACAUACGCUGCUCCUAAUUAUUCCUCAAUUCAUGUCCCUCCAUGUCUAUCACCUCAUGGACGAGUGCAUUCCCCCAUCAUAGCCUUGUCAUAGUCUUUCUGGAUGUCAGCCUUGCCGUUCCUCGAUUCUUCUUUCUGCAAGGAGGGAAAUCACAUAUCACCCUCUCUCUAUCCAUAUUGCUUCUGUUCACUUUACUCCGUCCUGUGAGGGUAUUCUGUGUGUUACGGACAUUGCACGGCGUAUGAGAUUUCUCUUUUGUCUCGGUGUUAUAUUAGCAUUGUGAUAUAGAAGUAGCGGAAUGUCACGAGCCUUUUAAAAGACAGUUUUUCGGAUUCAAUUGUCUUGAUUGAGACGUUGAAUGUUUCCGGUCUAGUGACAAGAAUAAGUUGACAGCCUUUUAC
This is a messenger RNA of Penicillium brasilianum, 3429 nucleotides long. Lineage: Eukaryota; Fungi; Ascomycota; Eurotiomycetes; Eurotiales; Aspergillaceae. The record is from the annotation of a GenBank genome assembly.